Messenger RNA from Plutella xylostella (diamondback moth), 909 nucleotides. The record is from RefSeq and is a predicted model, not a curated record. Lineage: Eukaryota; Metazoa; Arthropoda; Insecta; Lepidoptera; Plutellidae.
CUAAACUGAAACUUUCAUGCGCGGAAAUAGCGCUACCAACGCAAACAGAUUUUUCACAGCGAACUUUUUAACAACAAACUACUUUUCAAAAGUGACAAAUGUCCUUUAGAUAAUUAUUAUUUACGACAACUCAAGCCUUGUAGGUUGAAGAAUAGAAAAAUUCGAGACGACAUGUCGCGUCCCGCACAGUCGUCCUACAACAUUUCACGCGCUGGCCGCACCUACGCGCGCCGCCCAGAAAUCACGAUUGCACCUUUAAAAAUAAAAUAAACACUGGCUGAAACUCUGAUUGCCAUUGUCAAUUUCGUAAAAAAAACAAAAAAGUGCUGAAAUUGCGUUCGGAAGUGUAUAUUUGACUUGUGGUAAGAACAAUGACGGGAUGUGGACGUUAUCGCGAUUUGGCGGGAAAGCUGUGUGACAGUGCGUUUGACAGAUGAGUUUCCCGCUCUUUUCUCAGUUGCCCCGAGAUGGCGCUGUGUAGGCGGCGGCGUGCGCGCGCGCACUGACAGCGCUCAGUGUGCCGCCGACCCCCCGAUGGGAAAGACGUCCGGAGGCCGCCCAGACGCAGGAGUACGCGCCCAGAGGUUCAGCGGUGGUACCAGAAGGGAUUCAGGAGUCGCGUGGGGGCGGCGCGCGCGCACGGCGGCGCGGGCGGCGGGCGCGGGGGCGGCGGCGGGCGCGAGCGCGUGGCGGCGGCGCGACCCCGGCUCGCAGCCAAGGAGGCCCAUGGAGAUCCUCACCAGCAUCUACGCGCUGCUCUCUGGAGGGCAAGGAGUGACUGCGAAGAUCGACUCGAUCCCCUUCCGUCUCCACUGCGGCGCGACCACGGCGGCGCUGCUGGCGGCCAGCGCCGCGCUCACCACGCGCCACCUAGUGGGCAACCCGAUAGACUGCAUACACACGAGGUGA